AUGCCCAAGCAGCCGGCGAUGUCAAAGGCGUCCAACAAGGGGACAGACAAGAACAAAAACAAAGCGUCAACAAACAUUCGCCUUACCCCAACUCGCUUUCUGACAUAUCUUGGCGACGCACUGGACCUCGAAAAGGAGGAGCUCGCGUUCCCUUGCCUAUCCAUGAACAAAACUGUCUUUCAACCAUUUCAAGCAAUCAAGGAAGCAUGCGAUCCUACCGUGAAGGAACAAUUCCAGUCAGGCAGCUGCGACAAAAAAUGUGAGAUACCUUUCAUACCCGGACAAAUUCUGAUCUUGGCACUGAAGAUGGAAGUCCUCAAGUCCGCAGCUGGGGCUUUCGAAAUGAUGGCUCCUUCGUUCGACUCUGCCAGUCGUGAGAUGGAUAAGCUGAUUGGACGGGACUACAAGGUGGAGAAGGAUGAAGAUGGGCUUGUCGAGUCGCAGGAAGAGCACUAG
This is a messenger RNA of Fusarium coffeatum, 456 nucleotides long. RefSeq lists its product as uncharacterized. The record is from RefSeq and is a predicted model, not a curated record. The transcript has a single exon. Lineage: Eukaryota; Fungi; Ascomycota; Sordariomycetes; Hypocreales; Nectriaceae. Bases 1 to 456 code for a protein of 151 amino acids.